This is a messenger RNA of Suillus subalutaceus, 603 nucleotides long. RefSeq lists its product as uncharacterized. The transcript is spliced from 2 exons. Lineage: Eukaryota; Fungi; Basidiomycota; Agaricomycetes; Boletales; Suillaceae. The record is from RefSeq and is a predicted model, not a curated record. Bases 1 to 603 code for a protein of 200 amino acids.
AUGUCCUCUAACCUCUUAGACUGGAAGUCCCCUGCAUUCAACAGAUCUCCUACACUUAGUGGCAUUGAAGAGUGCAAGGUUCUACUUCCUUGCCCUGAACAUCUCAAUUCAUUUGCUGGACAUGACUGUCGCUGGAACUCUGCGCUCUUAUCUUUGGUUACGCACGGAUUCCACAGUGAUGAUGGGCAUCUAGAGCAGACAAACAGCUUUCAUGCACUGACUAGCCAACACUAUCUCACCGGGUUGACGGGUGGUUCAACAAUUGUCCUGCAUCAUCCUGGCACUACAUCUCCAGGCUUGGAUGUCUCUCCUGAAAACCUCAAGGCUGAAGUUUAUGUCAAUCCCAAAGUGCUCUUGGACCAUCACAAGCUUCACUCGGUCAUCACUCAAAUUUCUCAACUCUUUAUCGGUGACUAUGUGACACCUUUAGCCCAAGCCUUUGCAGAAAAUCGGAUUCAGAACAAUUGGAACAGCAGCGACUCUCAAAUGCCAUUGAAAGGCAAGACAACAUCGAAAGGCAAAGGACAAGCCAAUGUCAUGCCUCUUGUUCCCUCACCCAUCUCACCAUUAUCAACACACUUCACUUUUCAUGGACAUCCUUGA